This is a messenger RNA of Lotus japonicus, 1209 nucleotides long. RefSeq lists its product as uncharacterized. The transcript has a single exon. The coding region runs from base 1 to 1209 and encodes 402 amino acids. The record is from RefSeq and is a predicted model, not a curated record. Gene Ontology annotation, molecular function: protein binding. Lineage: Eukaryota; Viridiplantae; Streptophyta; Magnoliopsida; Fabales; Fabaceae.
AUGGUGCCAGGAGAAGAGAGAAACGGUGGUUGGUCAGAUAUCCAACAGGAACUGUUGGAAGAGAUUCUGCGAAAGUUAACCUUGGUGGAUUACCUCAAGUGUCGACGAGUAUGUCGGUCUUGGCGACACAUAGUUGAUGAAGCUGUCGCAACCAAGGGAACAAUAUGCCCCCCCGCUCCUCAAUUCCCAUUCCUCAUGUUGCUUCCUCCUGAUCAUCAGAUUAACAAUCCUACUACUCUUUUGGACAUCACACAAGAAGACACCUCUUACACCAUCCCACCACCCCGAACUUGGAAAGGUUAUGUUGAUGGGGUAUUUCCGGUGGAAGGAGGAUGGAUGGUGUUCCAAAAAGUCUAUAAUCACACAAAUCAGAAUUAUGAUAAGGUUCUGUUUUCCAAUACAGUUUCUGGUCAAGAGUUUGUGCUUCCACAUUUUCCACGGGUUUCACAGAAGGAUUUUACUGAAGUUUAUGUUGAAUUCGUGUUCUCUUCUGCACCAAAUUCCUCGGACUUUUUUGUAGUGGCGUGUACUACCAUCUUUCCUUACGCGUGGCAGAACUUAGCUUUUUGCAAGGUCUCUGACAAGUCAUGGACUCUUUUUCCAAAUGAAUAUCUACCGACUUUUUUUAUUCGGUUCGUAAUUCUUGAUUGGAAAUUAUAUGCUGUGGCAUCAGGGGGUGCAUCUGUGACUGUUUUUAAUCUCAGAGAUUCCAAUAACAUUACAUCUGAAACGUUGGUUAUGCUCAAUCCAAAUGCAAUUCCAAUGGAAACACGCGUUGAGGUCAGAGAUGGGGUUUACUACUGUAUUAAUGAGGUUGAUGUCGGUAUGGCAAGAGAUGGGGAUGAGUUAUUGUUAGUUUUUCAAGUUACUGAACAUGUUUUGGGUAAUACUAAAUGCAAAUUGACAAAACGAUUUCGCAUUUUUAAACUUGACGUAUGUGGCCCUAGAUGGAUAGAGGUUGAUGAUUUGGGUGAUCGCGUCUUGUUAAUUGAUGAUUUUCGAAUUCAAGUUAUGUCUGCUAAGAAAAUUAAGCUUCCUGGAAAGUUGAGCGGAGGCAAUUAUGUUUUCUUCUCUAUUAAAAACUGGAACACGGACAAACCUGAUCUUGGGGUCUUCUCUUUGAAGGAUAAGAGCUUUAAACCUAUAACUAUCCAUCCCUCUUUACAGGACUCGUUACACGGUUUGUGGUUCAUGCCUAGUCCUUGGUAG